This is a messenger RNA of Bombina bombina (fire-bellied toad), 2304 nucleotides long. RefSeq names its product lysosomal protein transmembrane 4 beta (gene LAPTM4B). The transcript has 9 exons. NCBI's taxonomy places the organism in Eukaryota, Metazoa, Chordata, Amphibia, Anura, Bombinatoridae. The record is from RefSeq and is a predicted model, not a curated record. Gene Ontology annotation, cellular component: lysosomal membrane. The coding region runs from base 1 to 927 and encodes 308 amino acids.
AUGCUCGCUAAGCGCACCACUAUCCAACUCAAGGAUAGUUCAUCAUUUAAGGAACCAAUAGAUAAGAAGUUAGAGACCCUGUUGUCUCAACACAUGGGGGAUUCUAUCGAUUUUUUAGAUAUUACCCUUUUCAUAAAAGAAAAUAAAGUGGCUGUUAGAAACUUUAGAAAGCCAUCAGACAGAAAUGGCUUUUUAAAUGCCAGCAGUGGACACCUAAAAAGGUGGAAGGACAAUAUCCCUUAUGGACAGUUUAGACGCAUUAGGCAGAACUGUACAUAUGAGGAUGACUAUAUGGACGAGGCCAAAGUUCUGGAAAAUAAACUACCGCUCAUACAUUACUGUCAUCUUAUCAUAAAUUCACUGGUCCUGCUAAUACUGUUGAGUGCCCUCGCUGACCCUGAUCUGUACCACCUUCCGAGCACAGAACUUAGAAAUGAAUUUGACUUUAUGGAUGAUGCCAAUAUGUGCAUCGCUACAUCAAUUUCUCUCCUGAUGAUUUUAAUUUGUGCAAUGGCAACGUAUGGUGCAUAUAAGCAACAUGCUGCCUGGAUCAUUCCCUUUUUCUGCUACCAAAUAUUUGACUUCGCUCUCAACUCCCUAGUUGCUGUCAGUGUGCUCGUCUAUCCAGCUACAAUCCAGGACUACCUCCGACAACUGCCGUCCAAUUUCCCCUACAAAGAAGAAAUAAUGUCUGUGAAUCCCACAUGUCUUGUUGUGAUUAUUCUCUUUUUCAUCAGUGUCAUCUUGGCUUUUAAGGCUUACCUGAUUAGCUGUGUGUGGAACUGUUACCGUUAUAUCAACAACAGAAACUCAUCAGAUGUCCUGGUCUACGUAACUACUAAUGAUACAACAGUCCUGCUACCACACUAUGAAGAUAAUGGAAAUGGAUCAGCAAAAGAGCCUCCUCCCCCUUAUGUCUCAGCGUAGAUGAAGACAGGAGCGGGCAGCCGAGCAAUACAACAUCAUUCAUGGGCAUUGGAGCAAUAGAACAAAUCAUUCCCACAUUCUACUUUACUAAACAGCAGCGCUACCAAAAACAGUCAUGAAACUAAUAAUGUGUUUCCCUUUGGCAGCAUUCCACGUGAUAUUUUAUGGAAUGACGCGUAUUUGAUAUUUAUUUUCUUUGUGACAUCUACAGUACCUAUGUUUUUCACAUCCUACGAAAUGCAGCAUUUAAUUGGUUAGGUUGCUUUUUAAUAGAGGAAUGCUCUACUUGUUUAUUGUGCAUACUGUAUAUAGAUAAGGGGCUUAUUCUACUAGUUAGUAUUAUGUGCGCAUACACUACUAAGGCAUAAUUACAAAAACAUUAUAUUAAAAAGGGCAUGAAACUCAAAUGUUUUCUUCUAUGAUUCAGAUAGUAUGUACUUCUGUCAAGUUUGCUCCAUCCUCUGGUAUCAUUUGGUGGAGCGCAUAUCUAAGUAGGCUCAACAUCAUACAUAUGUCUGGAACAUUAUAUGGCAGAAGUUUUGCAACUAUGCUUUUAACAAGUGUUAUACACUUAUGAGCACAAGAGGGCAAGAGUAUGUACACAAUGUAUAACAUGUAAAAGCAAUGUUGUGAGACUGCUGCCAUAUAAGUGCUUUAAACACACUCUUUUCUGAGCCUCCCUAGAUAUGAUCUUCAACAAAGAAUACCAAUAGAAUAAAGUUAAUGUGAUAACAGUAAUACAUUUGGAAUGGGUUUUUUUUUGUAUGCUCUAAAUCAAAAAAAUAUUUGGCGAUUCUCUCUCUAUAUAUAUAUAUAUUUAUAUAUAUAUAUAUAUAUAUAUAUAUAUAUUUGCAGCAAUGCUUUUAACAAUAUUAUACAUAGUGGAUACACUGCUUCUAUCUAGUGCUCAAAAGUGUAUAACAUUCUUAAAAACAUUAUUGCAAAACUGCUGCCAUAAAGUGUUCUAGACGUGCAUGCUCCUGAGCCAACAUGCAUAUGUUCUUUAACAAAGGAUACAAAGAGAAUAGAGAUACAUUGAUAGUAGCAGUAAAUAUAUUUUUUAAAUUGUACUCUCUAGUUAAAAGAACAAUUUUGAGCUUCAUGUCCCUCAGUGCUAGGCGUUAGAUUGUAUAUUUUAAUUAGAAUAUUCUAAGGACUAAUUUGCAUGAAUCAAUUUCAUAAAGCUUCAUUAAAAUCUAUUUAAUUGCAAUAAGAGAAAUGUUAUUUAUUCUGUAAAUUAAAUCACUUUUCUAAUCUAAUUAGAUCUUCACUGUAAACCGUAUAAUUAAUACACUAAUAAACGCUUUCCAGAAUAUUACAGUCUGUGAUUGAUCACAGUAACUUCUCAGUAUGACAAUAAAACGUAUUUUAAAUCUC